AUAUGGAGAGCGAGCUCCAGCCUUCUCGCCUUUCUCGGUGUUCCAUGCUCUUAAGCCAUAAGCUGCUCCCACCCACAAGCUCUCUCUUCCUCUCUGCUGUCUCUCUCGCCUGGCUUCCAUUCAGAGAUUGUGCUGUGGUGCGAGAGAGAUGAUGUCGAGGGAGCGCAAGAAAGCGGCAGCUCUGCAGGAGAAGCUGCAACUCCUUCGCUCUCUCACCCACUCCCAUGCUCUGAGCAACACGUCCAUAAUCAUGGACGCCUCCAAGUACAUCAAGGAGCUGAAGCAGAAGGUGGUGAUGCUGAAUCAGGAGAUCGCUUGCGCGGCGCAAGACUCGCGCAGCAGACAGACCUCCUACCCGACGGUGAACGUUGAAACCCUAGGACACGGGUCGUUCCUCGUCAAUGUAUUGUCAGACAAGAGCUGCCCGGGGCUUCUGGUUUCCAUCCUCGAGGCCUUGGACGAGUUGGGCCUCAGCGUCCUCCAAGCCACGGCCACUUGCGCGGAUACUUUCCGCCUAGAAGCCAUAGGAGGGGAGAACCUGAUGGAGAACGUGGAUGAGCACGUCCUGAAGCAGGCCGUGCUGCGGGCCUGCUCCUCGCACAGCGGCGGCGGCAACAAGCAAACAUAGCGCAAGCUAGCAGAUCCCCGCCCUCGCCCUCGUCCGUCAAGCAUCUCAAUAACAUAUAUUGCUUAAUCUGGUCUAUUGACUCUCUCUUAUAUAUCUCCCUACCGUGUUCGUCUCCGGUGAUCGUUGAAUGAUGAGAUGCCUAUUCUCGGUCGAGUAAUGUUGUUAGUCAUGAUGCAUGCAAGGCGGGGCAUAAUAUGACCACGCAUGCAUGAUUAAGGCCUUGAUCAUGUAACACAUGCAUGUGCUGUGAGGUCUGGAAGCUAAGAGCUAAACGGUUGGGGCCUUGUGUCGUAGUACGUAUCAUAUAUGUACUCUUUCUCCAACAACAACAACAAAAAAAGAGCAGGA
Molecule: messenger RNA, 976 nt
Organism: Triticum aestivum (bread wheat)
Lineage: Eukaryota; Viridiplantae; Streptophyta; Magnoliopsida; Poales; Poaceae
Exons: 4
Coding region: 149-628 (159 amino acids)
Biological process (GO): regulation of DNA-templated transcription
Cellular component (GO): nucleus
Molecular function (GO): protein dimerization activity; DNA-binding transcription factor activity; sequence-specific DNA binding
Source: RefSeq, a predicted model, not a curated record